UGAGCAGUAGCACAAUGGAAGCACUCACUCCUUACUAUGAGGAACAGGUUAGUUUUGAAGAUACCUGCAAAGGUUUUCUUGAGGUUGCAAAGGAAGCAGUGCACCAGACAGUUAAUGUAAUAUUUGAAGAUCCUAGUGUUCAAGACUUGCUUUCAAAGCUGUAUCAAAAAGAGUGGUAUGAGGGAUUUGUAACCGAGUAUUUAGUUUCCACCUUUGGAGACUACUUUACAGAUGUGAAAAUGUAUAUAGAUGAGCGGUCUUUUAGGAAGUUUGUUGAAGCUUUCUUAGAAGAGACAAUUGUAGUUUACAUUGACCAUAUUCUUACUCAGAAAAAUUACAUCAGGGAAGAAACACUUGAAAGGAUGCAAGUUGAUGAAGAAGUUCUCUUGGAUUUCUUUAGAGAAUAUAUUAAUUUGUCCAAAGUUGAAAAACGAGUACAGCCUUUAGCGGAUUUACAGGAACUUGCUUCUGCUGAAAGUGUGGAUUCUUUUACCCUUGUCUACUCAAGCAUUCUCUAGA
Cryptomeria japonica (Japanese cedar) is the source of this 519-nucleotide messenger RNA. Its product is annotated as exocyst complex component SEC6-like. The record is from RefSeq and is a predicted model, not a curated record. Gene Ontology annotation, cellular component: exocyst. Gene Ontology annotation, molecular function: SNARE binding. Gene Ontology annotation, biological process: exocytosis; exocyst localization. Lineage: Eukaryota; Viridiplantae; Streptophyta; Pinopsida; Cupressales; Cupressaceae. The transcript has a single exon. Bases 15 to 518 code for a protein of 167 amino acids.